Colletotrichum truncatum is the source of this 984-nucleotide messenger RNA. Its product is annotated as scavenger mRNA decapping enzyme. Gene Ontology annotation, biological process: deadenylation-dependent decapping of nuclear-transcribed mRNA. Gene Ontology annotation, molecular function: RNA 7-methylguanosine cap binding; hydrolase activity. The record is from RefSeq and is a predicted model, not a curated record. Gene Ontology annotation, cellular component: P-body; nucleus. NCBI's taxonomy places the organism in Eukaryota, Fungi, Ascomycota, Sordariomycetes, Glomerellales, Glomerellaceae.
AUGGCUGACGUAAAAGCCAACGCCGAGGCUCUCGUCCCCAAGUUCAAGCUGGAUCGCGUCCUUAACCAGGACCAGGCAGGCCGCCGCACCUCGCUCCUCGGCACGAUCGACUCCAAGCCCGCGCUCCUGAUCCUCGAACGCGCCCCGUUCCCGUCCGACCCUUCCUACCUCGCCGUCACGCCCACCACCCUCUCCUCCAUAGCCAACCUCGGCGCAAACGACAUUUACCACUGGUACCUCGCCAACACCGGCUCCCCCGCCGACGCGAAGCCCGACACGGCCCACGCCGACCUCAAAAUCAACCUCAUCUACCCUUGCACGGAAACCCACGUCAAGAAGUACAGCAAACAGGGCGUCCGCUACGUCACGGAGACGCCCGAAAUCUACGCGUCGGCCGUGAAGCCGUACAUGCAGCGCAAGCGCGACGAGGGCCGCCUGAACUGGGUCUUCAACAUCAUCGAGGGCCGAACCGAGGUCGAGGACGUCAUCUUCCGCACGGAGCUCGGCAAGGAGGGCGACGAGGGCUUCCUGCUCCUGCCGGACCUCAACUGGGACCGCAAGACGCUCGACGCGCUGCACCUCCUCGCCCUCGUCGAGCGCCGCGACAUCUGGUCGCUCCGCGACCUGCGCAAGAAGCACAUCCCCUGGCUGCAGCACAUGAAGGCCAAGCUGAUCUCCGCCACCGUCACAAAGUACCCCGAGAUCGACAUCGACCAGCUGAAGCUGUACGUGCACUACCAGCCCACGUAUUACCACUUUCACGUCCACAUCGUCCACGUCCAGCUCGAGGCGGGAGCAACGCAGGCCGUGGGCAAGGCCGUCGGGCUCGACAGCAUCAUGGACACGCUGGAAAUUAUGAAGGGAGACGAUGAGGCGGGUAUGGAACAAGUUUCUCUUAGCUAUACACUAGGGGAGGCGAGCGAGCUAUGGGCCGAGGUCUACGAACCCAUCAAGAACUCAAAGUGCGGGACAGCUUCUCAAUAG